Trichoplusia ni (cabbage looper) is the source of this 823-nucleotide messenger RNA. RefSeq lists its product as uncharacterized. NCBI's taxonomy places the organism in Eukaryota, Metazoa, Arthropoda, Insecta, Lepidoptera, Noctuidae. The transcript is spliced from 4 exons. The coding region runs from base 29 to 769 and encodes 246 amino acids. The record is from RefSeq and is a predicted model, not a curated record.
GAAUCACAGUUUAACGCAAGCCGUGAUAAUGAUAAGAACGUUAGGAAAAAAUGGCGGCAAUAUAAUAAUGAAGAAAACCAGGGUCAAGAAACGUGAUGGAUCUUUUUUAAAUUUGUGUUUUUUUGGUGUCCCGAAGGAUCGGAUUGACGACUUGGUCGAGUUUCAAAUGAACAAUUAUGUAAGUUACGAGUUGACGUAUCGUAUUUCAGGUUUACCAUACAGUAAAGAGGCUCUAACUGAAUAUAGAGACAUUUUGAAAAGCAAACUUUCCGAUCCUUCAACUUUUACUCUAGUCUGCUGUGAAGAAAAAGACAACAAAAUUCUGCCGAAAAUCAUAGCAAGCGACUCUGUGAGGUUGAUAAAACAAGGAGAACCAUACAACAAUGAUAUUCCACCAAAUUUAAAGACAACAGAGGUCAAGAAUUAUUUCCGAAUCCUACGAGAUUGGAAUAAUUUGUUUCCAGUUCCCGAUCUCAUGAAGAAGUAUAAUUUAGACUGCUUUUUUGAUGGACAAGGAACUGCGGUUCAUCGCGACUACACUGGGAAUGGAAUUGUUUACCAUAGUAUGAGUAUUAGGCGUCAAGUUUGUCAAACACUUGGUGUACCAAUGGCUGGUGCAUGGUUGACGACAGUUGCCACUGAAAAAGCUACCAAGCGAACCGGAUGGGAAGUAGUACAUGAAACAAGCCGAGAACAACUGGAAAAAGUAUUGAAUUUAACACUAGAAAGUACACCUUCUACUUAUAAGUAUUCUAUUUUGAGAGCUUAAAGUCAAACGCAUUUACGGGUGGAAGUGCCCGUACAAUAAAAAAAUAGUAGGAAA